CGCAAUGCUCAGAUUAAUUGCACAUGCCCAAAAUGGCAGGACAAUCAGUCGCGAUAUGGUCUUUUUGGGAGGUAGCGUAAAAUAGUCAAAGAAGGGUUUGUGCGCGUGCCUCUGAAGGAGGGGGAUGGAAGACUCGUAUUAGAACGGACGGCUUAUGAUGUUUGUUUUAGCGCCCGUACCUCGCUUCCAGACAAAUGCCAUCGAUGCCUUAAUAAAGCCGGCAAUGAACGACCUAGCAACGCCACAGAUGGAGCCCGCCACAGCAGCGACGCUGUCUAAAUCCGCUCUAGGUAGUACAGGUGCAUGGCCCUCGGCGACACAAGCGACCCGAAAUUCCUGGAUUGACACGACCACCACCACUGCUCGUCCACACCAGCAGCAGCAAGCACAGCAGCAGCAGCAGCAGCCGCAAAGACCAACGUCGUGGUACGUUGGUCAGCCGGCUAUGCAACAGCCUGUGGAUGUCUUUGUUCCAUCUGCCCCCUUCAUGUCUCCACCACAACAAGCACCGCCUCGACAGCAGCAGCAGCAGUCUUCAGUGACCAGCAGUAGUUGCCAAUCACAGCACAACAGUGAGAGCUCAUCUACUGCAGGCAGCAGCAGUCAGCAGCAGUUUAACCACGGAUACCAGAACCAGCAACAACCGCAGCACAUUCAACAAGGAACAGCGCCGUCUGCUCAGCACCCCUGGGGCCAGUUGCCAUUGCAACCUACCACGUCUGCUGCGGUGCCAACCAAGACCGACACGCAGAAGUAUACACAUUCGCGAUCUCGAUCGGUGCCGUACUCCGUUCCACAGCCGCCGAUACAAACAGAGCCAAAAACAUCUGGUGAGCAGGAAAACUUGUUUGUGUUCGACACGGUCGCUGCCACGCCGACCAAGCAGCAACAGCAGCAGCAACGACCGGCACCGCUCACAUCACGUGUCUCAAUGGAUGCUGAUUCGUUUCAGAAACUCUCGUCCGCCAUUGACACUGGCCAAUCGCUCCUUCUGACCAAGAAAUUUGUUCCACCCAAAGCAUCAAACAAUCCGUUCGAAAGCGCCAUUGAGGAAUCCCCAAAGAAGGAACCUGUUACAGCAUUGACAUAUAGUCCAUUUGCCGAUGAUGUACAGCAACCACUACCGCAACAGCAACAACAACCAAACCAGCAGCAGCAGCAACAAAACCAAUCCAGCGCAGCAGCAGCAGCAGAUCCAACAAUAGCAUUUCCCGACACGCCACCGCGGCAAGACAGCGUCGAUUCACCGCAGGCCAGUGCGCCACCAUGGCCAAUAAGUAAAACAAACGAUCAUCCAAACAAACAUAACAUAUACCCACCGCCUGUUCCUCCACAAGCGACCAAACCCGCAUUCUUAAAAUACGCUCGCAAUGUAGUGCCGCCGAGCUAUCUUCGUCGAACACGUAGCUAUGGCACACGCGAUCGAGCGCCCAGUGAUCCUUUCAAUUCCAAUGAUACUACCUCCUUCAUAACUACCACUACUACUACUACUACCAACACUACGUUUAAUUAUAAUGACAUUGCAACACCAACAGCAUCUUCUUCAUCCACCGCAUCUCCAUUCUAUUCCACCGAGCCACAUUUCGGCACCAAGCUCUUCCGACACAGGUCAGAUGGAUCGUCCUUAAUUCGGCGAUGAUCGGCCUGAAUUGCAUAAUAAAAAUAAGAAACAUAGAGGAAAAAUCUCCUCGUCAAAUAGUAACAAAGGGCACGUGUUAACAAUGUGGAACGAUUUGACGUUUUUGCAACAUCCGGUUUC
Messenger RNA from Zychaea mexicana, 1759 nucleotides. RefSeq lists its product as uncharacterized. Bases 155 to 1639 code for a protein of 494 amino acids. Lineage: Eukaryota; Fungi; Mucoromycota; Mucoromycetes; Mucorales; Lichtheimiaceae. The transcript has a single exon. The record is from RefSeq and is a predicted model, not a curated record.